AUGUGCAGAAGGGCUCCCAUCUUAGCUGCAAAAUAUAUUAUUCUAAAUGUAACAAGUAAAGUUUCACGUGAGCGACAGCAUUUACCCUCGUCCCUUCGGCAUCGAAUCGGAGCGCAUCGUGGGGCAGAGCUCGCUCAGUCAGUGUCGUGUCGCUUUCCGGCGCUCGAGGACCACUCCGCGAGCUCGGCUCUUCCCGCUUCAAACUUUUCCUUACUUCGUUCUACAGUAAUCGUAAUAACUAACUCUGUCACAUUGAGGGAGCCGAAGCGCGAAUGGUGCGCUCGGCGAGGCGGCGCGAUGGCGGCGCGCCGCCUCGUGCUCAACGGGCUCACGGCCGAAGUCUCGGCCCAGCCGGGGGCCGGAGACGAGCGGCGCAGAGAUCCGCCCUCGCCCGAGUUCUACCACGAGUUGGAACUCUACCGGCAGCUUCUGGCUCUGGAGCCGCCGCCUACGGAUGGGGAGAUCCGGUCCCCUUCGCCGUCUGCGUCGUCCGAGCUGGCCGCUUCGUUUCUUCGCUCCGCUAAACCGGCGAGGGUUCUCACCCGGCGGCGAACGCUGAGACGGGAUAUUAAUAGUUGGACCCGACCGCCCCCUUUACCGCCCCCCCUGUCUAACUCUCAUGAAUCACCUCUAGAGUCUAGGAGAAGCGCGCUGCUUUGCGGCGCUUAG
Messenger RNA from Leptosia nina, 669 nucleotides. NCBI's taxonomy places the organism in Eukaryota, Metazoa, Arthropoda, Insecta, Lepidoptera, Pieridae. The record is from the annotation of a GenBank genome assembly.